CUCAGGUCGCGUCGGCCGUUUAGUUCUCAGGCGAAUGCCGUUGAGUGCGGUUGGUCCUGCAGCGAACGCCUGUUCGAUGCUUGGAGCGCGUGUGUCCUUAUAACUGAUUGGAGCAUAUCUGUGAAAACGAUAUCGUACUGAAUAAUUAUAAAUAGCUGUUGGUUUUAGCAACCGGCGAAACAUUGAUUAUCGAGACUAUUUACUAGUAAUUGGAGCAUUUUGCUGAAUAGCAUACAUGUUUGACUUGUGUGACAAGUGAACAGUGAGACUUAUUGUAUUUAAUCCGAAAUCCACCAUCUUGGAUCAAAUAAUACGUUCAACGUAUUGUCGCCCCGUCUAGUGUUUAUUCUCCAAAUUUGAGAUAACUGGAAAUAGUGUGAACUCAGUGAAAAGUGUGACGGGCUGUUUCGGAUUGGAGUAAUCGUGACUAGCGACAAGGUCAGUGUAAGGAAGUGUGAUAAAUAUCGGUCCCAUAAAGAGACUGAGAUCGGAAGCUGUUGAUAGCCUACGAGAGAAGAAGCGGAAAUCAUCAAAGCUAAAGACAGAAGCGUCAGCACCUUUUUUUUGUACCGGGCAAGAUAUAACCGUAGCUGCGGUUUCUCAAGUCUACGAGUGGUUAGUGAGUGAGUGAAGAAGGAAGUGAGUGUCCAUCAAGGAGCGUAUCAAGGAAAUAGGAAAGAAAUCAAACAGACGAAUCGAAGCAUCUUACCGACCGACCCAUUAAACCCACUAGGUUAUUAAAAGCAGCGGCAACUUGAAAGCGUCUUCUUUCUACCGAGUGAUGUUCUGAAUGAAAUUCGUCAAGAUGACGGGUCUCGUUGCGCAUAUCGUGCUCCUCAUCACCAUCGUCGCUAAUGUCGCGUGCGUCGAAUGGAAGCACAGCGCUGUUCUCGACAACAACUUCUUGGUUCUCUGGACCCCUGGGGACAGGGACGUCACGUUCGAGGUCCAAGUUAAGACCCUGGGCUACGUGGGACUCGGAUUUACCAAGGAUGAUAACCGAGUCGGGGCGGACAUGGUCAUCGGAUGGGUCGACAACAAUGGACAAGUUCAUCUUCAGGAUCGGCACGUCAAGGCUGCUGGCAGAGAUCCCCAAAUGGACACCAGCCAGGACUAUCGAUUGCUCCUUGGCUAUGAGAACAAAACGCACACGGUGUUGCGUUUCAGCAGAAGCUACGACACCUGCGACCUGCGCGACCUCAAGAUUACCAAUGACACCAUGCAAGUAGUAUGGCAAUAUCAUGCCGAAGAACCAGUAUCAGCAGCUGGUGUUUUACCAGCGCACGGUGCCGUGCAUGGAACCCGACCCCUUUAUCUGGUGCAACGGGAUGCGCAACCAAAACGUACACAUCGUAACCAGAAAUUGGAACCACCGUUGCAAGUCUGGGAUGUCCUAAAUCAACAGGUUCAUCUGCCAACAGAAGCAGAUACGCUCAUAGUAUGUCGCGUUGUCAAAAUGCCGAACAUUCACCACAAGCAUCACGUCGUGAGGUACGAACCAGUGAUCGAGCCAGGUAGACAGGAGUACCUCCAUCAUAUGACUCUCUACGAGUGUCGUGGCAAUCAUACGGAAUUAGAAGCGGCUUCUGAACAAGCAAAAGUAUGCGAGUCACUGUCAUUAACGUCUCUCCAGUGCAACACAAUAGCCGUGACCUGGAGCUUGGGAUCAGAGGGCUUUAAUUACCCGGCCGAGGCCGGAUACGCGCUGGAUCCACAUAGCGGACCGCGCUAUUACAUGCUGGAGACUCAUUACACGAAUCCGCAACUGGACGCCUUCAUUACUGACAGUUCCGGUCUCCGAUUACUUUAUACCGAUCGACUUCGGGUACACGACGCUGGUAUACUCAACAUAGGUAUUGAGUCCAAUUGGAAACACAUAAUUCCACCGAGGCAACCAGAAGUCAUCUCCGAAGGGCACUGCAUUGCCGACUGUACCGGAAAGACUAUACCCAGUACUGGGAUUAAUAUGUUCGCUGUGAUCAUGCACACUCAUCAACUGGGCAGGAAGGUCAGGUUGCGACAGAUACGUGCUAGCGAAGAGUUGCCGCCAAUUGCAUCCGAUUCCAGUUACGAUCCAACCUAUCAAGAGUAUCGUAGACUUCAGCGACCCGUAAAAGUCUAUCCCGGUGACCACUUGGUGGCAGAAUGUACCUACUCUUCGGAGUCUCGAAAGACGAUCACUCUGGGGGGACUGGCCACUAGAGAAGAGACUUGUUUGGUGUCUGCUCUGUACUAUCCACGGAUCGAGUUGUCUCUGUGUUACUCACUCCCAUCCUUACCCACAGUUCUGCACAGUCUGGGAAUACAAGAAUUAAUGAAAGGUUACGAUCCCGUGAAGAUCUUAAAGCCAAAAGAACUGGAAGGCAUGACCUUGGAGGAACGUCUCAUGAGCUACGACUGGGACACCAGUUUUCAGAGUUUCCAAGAAGCGACUCACGCGGGGACCUUCAAUCCCAUCUGCCUAAGUAGCAGGGGUGCCUGGAUAUUGGAACGCGAGGAGGUCUACUAUCCUCGAAUCUUAAAGCCAUAUAAGGAAUCGUCCCCACCCUGUUCGAAGAAGCCUUCAAGGAAUAAGUUGUCGAUGCUACUGAGCCAGGACAGCGAUAUCGGCGCCCCGGUAGAUCCUGAAAGCGACGAGGCCAAUGCCGUGGAACGUGGUCAACUGGUGCGCAGUAAAGUAUCGCGCAGUAGCGAAGGUCCAAUCGCCGGAAGUUCCUCGGCAAUGUCAGGAUCGAUUACCCUGAUCGUAGCCGUCGUCCUUGUGGCCUUCAGGUGAACGUGCAGUACCCGAUCUCUAUGGUGAAUGUCGGCGUAUCAAGCGAGCAAGGCUCGUAAAUAUAUAGAACGAGCACAGAGCGCUUACAGAAUCUGCAGCGUACGAGCGACGUAAAGCGUAAGUACAUAAUACAGGAUCGCAAGCAAGAAACGUAUCUUCCUAAGUACAUUCAGUUUUAUUGUAAAGAUCUCUUCUCCUUUCUAUUUUUUUUCUUCUUUCUUCUCUUCAUUCCUCCUCCCCUUACUCUGCUUUCACGACCCACCGUUUCGUCGCGACUGCGUCGCUCUUGAUGCCAAUACUACCAUGUAUCGGGUCAUUGGAUAUCUUUCGCCCGAAUCUAGCUAACUGAAGAACCUUUCAAGGGUAUUGAAAAGUUAUGUCCUUUGCGAGAACUUUAUCGACUCGAUUUGUGAGAUCGUUUGAGAAGCACGAUUUAUCACGAGAAACGAGAGGAGAUUCGUUAAUGAUUGGUAUCGCGAUAUUGAUUUUUUUUUUUUUU
Messenger RNA from Cephus cinctus (wheat stem sawfly), 3275 nucleotides. RefSeq names its product MOXD1 homolog 2 (gene olf413). Gene Ontology annotation, cellular component: secretory granule membrane. The record is from RefSeq and is a predicted model, not a curated record. Bases 791 to 2776 code for a protein of 661 amino acids. Gene Ontology annotation, molecular function: copper ion binding; dopamine beta-monooxygenase activity. Gene Ontology annotation, biological process: octopamine biosynthetic process; norepinephrine biosynthetic process; dopamine catabolic process. The transcript has 9 exons. Lineage: Eukaryota; Metazoa; Arthropoda; Insecta; Hymenoptera; Cephidae.